Messenger RNA from Ceraceosorus guamensis, 918 nucleotides. RefSeq lists its product as hypothetical. NCBI's taxonomy places the organism in Eukaryota, Fungi, Basidiomycota, Exobasidiomycetes, Ceraceosorales, Ceraceosoraceae. The record is from RefSeq and is a predicted model, not a curated record. The coding region runs from base 1 to 918 and encodes 305 amino acids. The transcript has 2 exons.
AUGUCCACAAAAGCCAUGCUCCCGGCCGCUCGUCCUUUGACCUUCCCGGCAAACAACACCGUUGAUCAAUACCCUCUGCCGGCCGACAUUAUCGGAACCAUGAGGGGGACUGGUCACCUUGGUCCAAAACCUCAAUCCCUCAUGGAGCAUCAGUGCGGCUGGCAGGAGAACCACGGUGAAAUCUGUCGUGCGUGCCUUGCAAAGUCGACGGCAAACCGUGGUAUUGAUAUGGAGCAAGAGACCACGCGCUUGCUCCAGACAGAACGCCUGUCAAACGCGACUCGCAGGCUCCUCCAGGCAAACCUGCAUCACUGGAGUGCAAUCAAGGCUGAGAGCUUCUACUAUGAUCACUCUGAUGCAGAAGCCCAAGGCCUUUGUCACCACCAGGCCAACGAGUCCGCGCACGCCACGCCGGAAUCUGGUCAACAGGUAGAGCAAAAGCAAGAGCUAGAGCCGCAGGAGGAAGAGGAAGAAGAGGAAGACGAGGAAGAGGAGGAAGACGAGGAAGACGAGGAAGACGAGGAAGUGGACAAUGAUCGCGUAAGCAAUUCAGACUUCUCCGCGGGCGACGAGUUCUUCCGCUACUCCGACUCCAACGACUCCGACGACGACAACGAAGAUCUCUCCUCCUUGGCAACGCGAGGAGCCGUCGCCGUCCGCUCACGUCGUCAGGUCUCACGACAGGCCGCAGUUGCCGUCGCUUCUCGUCCUCCGCCCGCACCUCGUCAGGCCUCGCAACAGGGUCCACGUCAGCCUUUGCGACAGGGUCCAGCGGCCGUCGCUCCUCCUCCUCCUCAGCCCUCCGCGCCAGCAACUCGACAACGGGAAGACACGACCAAAGGCCAAACUCCUGCCGUCGCCUCUCGCGGAUCGAUGUCAACUUCUUUGGCUUCCUCUUCCUCUUUCUCUUCUUCUUGA